Molecule: messenger RNA, 1860 nt
Organism: Closterium sp. Yama58-4
Lineage: Eukaryota; Viridiplantae; Streptophyta; Zygnematophyceae; Desmidiales; Closteriaceae
Source: the annotation of a GenBank genome assembly
AUGCCCACCCAACACCCCUCUCAUACCCACCAGCAAGCGCGCAUAGAGGUGGACGCCUCUCACAUCAUCUUACACUCGCCAGACCCUGUUGCCCCUGUGGGCGUGCUGCGAAUCACAGCCUUCCACGUGGCACCCAAGACCCAGGAUGGAGCUACUGCUGCUGAUGCUCCUGAUGCUGCUGACGUGGCACUCCCUCCUCCGGUGAUCAUUGAUGCCAAUGACGAGGAUUCUUUUAAAGAGGACGACAAUGGGACAGCAGAGGGAGCAGCAGGGGGAGCCACAAUUGGAACAGGGGCAGCAGCAGGAGAAGAAGUCACGGGGUUGGCUGGAGUGCGGGUGGCAGUGACGGCGCAGCGGCAUGGGUUCACCCUCAUUGCAUGCGACACACAUGGCCACGAUGCACAUGAUCUGCCCUCCCAUCUCUCCAUCGCCCUUUCUUCUAUCUCCCACACCCUCCGCGCCCUCUCCCUCUCCUGGGCCCACGCCCUCUACGUGCACCUGUACCUUGCUGACAUGGCGCAGUUCGGCGCCGCCAACUCAGCGUACGUGCGCCACGUCACCGAAGCCGAGUGCGUGGACGGCGUGCCGUCGCGCUCCACAGUGGAGCUGCCACUUGGCGCUUCCUCAUUGGAUGACACGAGCCAAAGUGAUGGUACAGGCAGCAGCAGCAGUACAGGUGGAAGCAGCAUGGAAGGUUCUCGGAAGGGAUGCAGUGUUGCAGUUGAUAGUACGAGCUUCAAUGGAGUGCUGUGGAUGGCGGGGCAGCUGGGUCUGGACCCUCCAGUAAUGGAGCUGUGCACUAGCUUCAUGGGAGUGCUGUGGAUGGCGGGUCAGCUGGGCCUGGACCCUCCAAUCAUGGAGUUGGUGGGGGGAGGGGCGAGGAGACAAGCAGAGAGAGCGCUGAGGAGCUGUGAGGCUGUUGCUGGUGUGGUGAAGGGGAGAGGUGGGGCUGUGGGGUGGGGGAAGGGCGGGGGCGAGAGUGAGGAGGGGAUUUGGGGGGGAGAGAGUGGAGGGGGAGGGAGUGGGGAGGAGGGCGGAGAGGAAAAGAGUGGAGAGGAGUCAGCUGCUGAUGGUGGCGUGUCAGGUAUUGCUAAUGCUACACGACAAGGGAGAGAGGAGGAAGAGGAGGAAGAGGAAGAGGAGGAGGAGGAGGAGGAGGAGGGAGUGAUAGCAGCAGAUCCGUUGCUGCAAUAUGUAGUGGUACCAGGAUUGCCUAAAGGCGCUGCUGUUGAGAUCGCUCCUCUCCUUGCCUCCCCAUCUCUCUCCUCCUCUCCCUCAUCUUACUCUUCCUCCUCCACGUCUUCCGCCACCUCAGCUGCCCCGUGGCCGACAGCAGCAGGGGAGUUCUGCCGCGUGCACCUGUGGGUGGAGCAGGUGAAGGGGGAGCAGCGGGGAGGGUGUGGCACCAACGUCCCUGUUGCUCCCUUUGGGCCGAGGACAGGGAGCAGUGGUGGCAGAGCAGGGAGUGAAUCUGGAGGGGGAGGGGAGGGCGUGGAGUCAUGUGCUGGUGGCAGCUUCGUGGAUGGGGUUGCUGGCGGAUGCGUCAGCGUGCUGUCAGAUGCCCUCCACGUGGCGCGACUUGAUUGGCCCGAUGUUGCGAUGCUCCGUGUGUAUGUUCCAGUGGGAGAACCGAUCCCCAUCCCUGCCUUGUCACUCGCCAUCAAGGCUCAUCUCUCCAAGACCCUGCACAACCGAACCCAAUCCCAACCCUCCCACGGAACACCUGCUUCAAGCCACCUCUCUGGCCCUGCUGCUGCUGUGCCGUGCCCCAUAGUGGUGCCGGUGACAGCAGUGGGGCCCAAAGCUGCUGCCGAUGCUCUCCUGGCAGUAGAGAUGACGGCUUUUGGGGCUUGGAUAUAA